AACUGAUUUCUUCGCGACGAGGAUCGUUCCUUUUCUCUUUGUCUUCAUCAAUCAAUUUCAUUUCCUCCUGACGAUGGACACCAGUAUGACGGCACGGAUCAAUGAUGCAAUUUCAAAAUCUCUUCUGGUUAUCUUACCGGAUAAAGAAGAGCCUCACGUGUCACAAGAAUCGAAUAAUUCGGAUUCUUUCAGCAAGGGAGAAAAGCGCUUUCAAUUUUUAGUCACUUUGUGCGCCGCGCUAGGUGGCAUGCAGGCCGGCAUAACGCUUGGUUGGACGUCGCCGAUCCUGCCAUAUCUCACAUCAGCGGAAUCCUUCCUUCCGGAACUAUCCGAGGAUCAGAUCUCAUGGAUAACGUCCUUGUUGGCGCUGGGUGCCAUCAUGGGUGCCGUGCCGACUGGUAAAAUCGCUGAUCGAAUCGGUCGGAAAUGGGCCAUCUUUUUAACAGCUGUGCCGUUUACUAUAGGCUGGCUUACCCUGUUAACGAUUAGGAACAUCAACAGUAUAUAUGUUGCCCGGUUCAUCGGUGGGAUCGGUGCCGGGGCGACCUGUGUCCUCGUACCAGUCUACACCAGCGAAAUCGCCCAACCAUCGAUUCGUGGUGCUUUAGGUGCUUUAUUUCCCUUGUUCUUUUCCUUGGGAAUCAUGUUUUCAUACGUGGCGGGCGCAUACUGUUCCUAUGUAAUCUUUAAUUUUGCCUGUUGCGCCAUUUUGAUGCCCUUCGUCUUGGGCGUGCCUUUUUUGCCGGAAUCCCCAAUGUGGUUGGUACAGAAGAAUCGUAAAAUCCAAGCCAUCAAGGUGCUGACGAUCUUGCGGGGACCGCAUUACGACGUCACAGAAGAGAUAGCUGUUCUUCAACACGAUGUUAAUAGGAUGGAGAACUUGUCGGGCGGCCUCAAGGAUCUCGUUGGAACCAAAGCCGGACGUAGGGCUGCUAUCACCUGUGUGGGACUCAUGUUCUUCCAGCAACUGUGCGGCAUAGAUGCGGUUCUAUUCUAUACAGUCAAUAUCUUUCAAGCAGCGAACAGUACGAUCGACCCCUUCUUAGCGACCAUCAUUAUCGGGUUCACUGAAGUCGUAAUGACGAUAUUCGUCGCUAUCGUAAUCGAUAGAUUUGGUCGGAAGCCGUUGCUGAUAAUAUCCGGCACAAUGAUGACCAUUUGUCUGAGCGUCUUGGGUUAUUACUUCAAGCUCAAGGAUGGAGGAAAUGACAUGAGUACUUUUGGCUGGCUGCCACUGACUAGCCUCGCUCUCUUCAACAUUGUCUUUUCGAUCGGUUUCGGAUCCGUGCCAUUCACGAUAAUAAGUGAGAUAUUUCCGCCGGAAACCAAGGGUGUUGCCAGCAGCUUGUCUAUAGUAGUGCACUGGAGCCUAGUAUUUGCUGUCACCAAGCUGUUCCCAACCAUGGAGUGCAGGAUGGGCCAGGCCGUGACUUUCUGGACCUUCUCAUGCUUCACUGCUGCGUCCGCGAUUUUCUCGUACUUCGUAGUGCCGGAGACGAAGGGCAAGACACUGCAGGAGAUACAGAGCAAGCUCAAACGAAGGCAAGAAUCGAAAACGGAAUGUCAAGUCGAACCAGUCUGAAAAUAUCGGCAUCUUGCAGUAUUUUUAUCUUGUUGCACUUUUGCAGCGCCGAAAUUAAGUCGGCAAAGGUCGAAACACUAAAGUCCUAAUAAAGCUAGUGAAGGAAAGAAAAAGAAAGAAUGAGAGAGAAAGAGAGAA
Atta colombica is the source of this 1720-nucleotide messenger RNA. Its product is annotated as facilitated trehalose transporter Tret1-like. Gene Ontology annotation, molecular function: sugar transmembrane transporter activity. The record is from RefSeq and is a predicted model, not a curated record. Lineage: Eukaryota; Metazoa; Arthropoda; Insecta; Hymenoptera; Formicidae. Gene Ontology annotation, biological process: carbohydrate transport; transmembrane transport. The coding region runs from base 74 to 1582 and encodes 502 amino acids. The transcript has 3 exons. Gene Ontology annotation, cellular component: membrane.